AUGACGGCUAAAGGACGUCAAAAUUCUCAAACUUUGCACAAAAAGGAACUCGCUACCUCCUUCCAUAUUAAUCGAUCUAGUUGUCUUGGGAGUCUAAAACGUUGGAAAGGUAGGCUACGUAUAUGUAGGAUAAUUGUUCCGUGUGAUAUAAUCUUUAAUACACCUAUCGUAUUGGCCCUAUUUCGCAAGACGGCACUCAUUAUACAGUUGAUAUAUGAACUCACUCACAACGCCAUUGUUAUUUUCUCGCAAUGGAAAGAAUCACAUGAACCUACGAUUGAAGACGUAUAUCACAAAAGACAUAAUGAAAUGUGUACAUUUGAUAUAGUUGACACGUUUGGUAGUGGUUAUCACAGUCAUCCGGUGCAAGGAGAUAUAUUCCUCCUAGUCUAUGAUGUAUCCUCUUUACCGUCAUUUCAUAGAGUUCAAGAUUUGCGAGAACAAAUACGAGAAAUUAAGGGUUCUUCAUCACCCGUAUUGUUAGUUGGCAACAAAUGCGACGAGGUAGAAGGGCGCGUGGUGCCGUGUGAUAAAAGAGCGCUAGAACAAACAAUUUAG
Molecule: messenger RNA, 558 nt
Organism: Racocetra persica
Lineage: Eukaryota; Fungi; Glomeromycota; Glomeromycetes; Diversisporales; Gigasporaceae
Source: the annotation of a GenBank genome assembly